GAGUUUCCAUCGCCAGAUUCCCGCGAAGAAGUCUGGAAGAGCUUCUUCAUCAGGUGCAGCACCGUUCCUGCUGUGAUCCUUGGCGUAGGCUUUUUCCUUGCCCUGUUUGUGCUUUGCAGCGGCUGCUGCUGUCGAAGAGAAAAUCGCCGCCGCCGUGCGCCGUGGUGUUUGCCUAGCUUUUGCCUGGGCUUGAUCUCAGUGGUCCUUGUUGUGGCUGGAGCUUUCAUUUACUGGGAAACUGGCUCCAAGGCCCUUGGCACAGCUCAGAUAGAGCUUCAGCGUGCCUUUGACAACGUCACAGAGGCAGCCACUCAAGGUGCAAAGAUGAAGGAGGUGGGUGAUGCUAUGCUGAAGAACUUGAAUGGAAUCCCCAAGACUUGCCCUGUCAUUAUUCAAUCACGAGUCAAGAAGGAAGUGAAGAAGAUUGCCCACCAGGUGGAAAUCUUCAACCAGGCAGUGGAUGGCUUCGAUGAUCUCAUCCAGCCUCUGCCGGACAAAGUCAAGGGCGUCAAGGAUCACGCCUUCGAGAUGGCCCAGCUCACGGCUGCGGGGCUGUUGGCCCCACUGACCUUGGUCUUACUCAGCUGCGUCACGGUCAUUCUCGCAGUCUCCUGCUCCUGCACAGGUCACUGCGCCGGUUGCUGCCUCCGAAGCUUCGGCCCUUUGCUGAUGGCUCCAACGGUGCUGGUGAUCGCUGUGGCAGCUGCCGUCCAGCUGGAGAUUGGGGUGGUGACCAGUAGCUUCUGUGCAGAUGUCGAUUCGAACUCUUUGGCGUUCAUUGGCAAGUUGACUGGCUACGAUUCCGAAGAAUACCAGUUGAGCAAGUACUACAUCACAGGUGAGGGCGACAAUAGGUUGCUGAUAGAUCUCAGCAACGCUUCGGAACAAUUGUCCUCGGCCAAUGCAUCCAUCACUGCCUAUGGUCGGGAGGUCGAGGCCUUGUGUUCUUGGAGGGGUCUUGAAGAGUUGGAGAAGGGCGCAGCCACUGCUCAGGCGUCUUUGCACUUUGGCAACUUGCUCCUCUCUCCGCAGAAUGUGUAUCCAUACUAUGAUAGGGCCGUGCGCCAGGAUCUCUGCCAGACCACGAUGAUUGGCCUUGGUUGGCUGGUGCUUUUCCAGGUCAUUGUGGGACUUCUCUUGCUACCUCUGCUGGUCUGUGUCGCUACUCGCUAUCUGCAGGCCAGGCGUGGCUGGCAUCAAGGUCAACAAGAGGCUUUGGAGUUGCGUGGUGCGCGAGCCAUGCACGGCGGCCCUCCGCCACAAGUUUGA
Cladocopium goreaui is the source of this 1269-nucleotide messenger RNA. NCBI's taxonomy places the organism in Eukaryota, Dinophyceae, Suessiales, Symbiodiniaceae. The record is from the annotation of a GenBank genome assembly.